UUUGAAUAUCUCUCUCUCUCUUUAUCUUUCUCUCCCUUCCUUCAAUCAGGACGGCUGAUUCCGUUUUGACCUCAAGAUUUUGCUCGAAAAUGGCUUUGUCCAGCUGUGCUUCUAGGGUUUCCCUUCCUUUUGAAUGCCGUUCAGAUCCCGAUUUCUCCGGCGGAAUUCCACGACGUGACGGUGGACGGUUCUUUUGCAAGCUAGGUGGAGUAUCCGGUAAUGGAACGAUCGGUAUGUCUUUGAUUCUGAGGUUUCCUCCAAACUUUGUUAGACAGCUCAGCAACAAGGCUCGGAGGAACUGUAGCAACAUCGGGGUUGCUCAAAUUGUUGCUGCUUCUUGGUCUAACAACCAGCCUAUUUCUUCGGCGGCGGCGGGGGGUAAGGCCGUUGACGCCGCCGCCUCCUCCUCCGCCGUCUCCGCCCCGAUCGUUGCGGGUGAAGAUGUUGUUAAUAAUAAUGAUAAGGAUUUAGGUUCGAGUAAUGGUAGCCCUCUUGUACAGUUUGAGGCUUUGGAGAAUGUUCAUAAGCCCUCAUUUUUGAAAUCCGAUGGCAGCGUUGCAAUUCAUGCUGGUGAAAGAUUGGGUCGCGGCAUUGUUACUGAUGCAAUAACUACCCCAGUGGUCAAUACAUCUGCCUAUUUCUUCAAGAAAACUGGCGAACUCAUUGAUUUCAAGGAAAAACGACACACUAGCUUUGAGUAUGGGCGUUAUGGGAAUCCUACGACUGUGGUUGCGGAGGAAAAGAUAAGUGCGCUUGAGGGAGCCGAAUCAACCUUGCUACUGGCUUCUGGAAUGUGUGCUAGCACUGUCAUGAUGUUGGCACUGGUUCCAGCCGGCGGCCACAUAAUCACGACCACCGAUUGCUACAGGAAAACUAGGAUUUUCAUUGAGACGGUUCUUCCCAAGAUGGGGAUCACGGCUACAGUCAUUGAUCCUGCAGAUAUUGCCGGCCUUGAAGCUGCACUAGAUAACCACAAAGUUAGUCUAUUCUUCACAGAGUCGCCAACCAACCCGUUUCUAAGAUGUGUUGACAUUGAGUUAGUUUCAAAACUUUGCCGUGCUAAAGGAGCCAUUGUUUGCAUUGAUGGAACAUUUGCUACACCUCUCAACCAGAAGGCUCUUGCCCUUGGUGCUGACAUUGUUCUGCACUCUGCAACAAAAUAUAUUGGUGGUCACAAUGAUGUCCUUGCUGGUUGCGUUAGCGGUUCUACUGAAAUAAUUUCUCAAAUCCGUAACUUGCAUCAUGUUUUAGGUGGUGCUCUCAAUCCUAACGCUGCGUAUCUAAUCAUUCGAGGCAUGAAAACGCUGCAUCUUCGUAUACAGCAGCAGAAUUCCACCGCGCAGAGGAUGGCCGAAGUUUUAGAGGCACAUCCUAAGGUGAAGCAUGUCUAUUAUCCUGGCUUGCAAAGCCAUCCCGAGCAUCAUAUAGCAAAGAAGCAAAUGCUCGGUUUUGGUGGUGUUGUCAGUUUUGAGGUGGAUGGAGACAUAACAACCACCAUUAAAUUUGUCGAUGGCCUAAAGAUCCCGUAUAUUGCUCCGUCUUUUGGUGGCUGUGAAAGCAUUGUGGAUCAGCCAGCUAUUAUGUCUUACUGGGAUCUUAGUCAAUCGGAGAGGGCCAAAUACGGGAUAAUGGACAACCUGGUUCGAUUCAGCUUUGGAGUUGAAGACUUCGAGGACCUGAAGGCGGACGUCCUGCAGGCUUUGGAGGCGAUAUAGACGUGGUUCACCUGCGUGAUUGUUGGUUUUUCGCAUUUUCAGAGUCUUUUUUUUUGUUUUGAAAUGUUGGUCUUCAAACUUUGAUGAAUGAUUGUUUGUUUGUUGUAGUUGAACGCUCUUUUGAGUGCCUCCUAUUGCCCACUUCACUUAGGUAGAUCCAGGAAUGUACUUUGUUUUCACAUUGUAAGAAGGUGCUUCAAGCAAUGGUUUUUUUUCAAUAUCUUCAA
Messenger RNA from Cynara cardunculus var. scolymus (artichoke), 1942 nucleotides. Its product is annotated as cystathionine gamma-synthase 1, chloroplastic. Gene Ontology annotation, cellular component: chloroplast. The record is from RefSeq and is a predicted model, not a curated record. Lineage: Eukaryota; Viridiplantae; Streptophyta; Magnoliopsida; Asterales; Asteraceae. Gene Ontology annotation, biological process: transsulfuration. Gene Ontology annotation, molecular function: cystathionine gamma-synthase activity; pyridoxal phosphate binding. Bases 90 to 1715 code for a protein of 541 amino acids. The transcript is spliced from 11 exons.